Aspergillus niger is the source of this 693-nucleotide messenger RNA. RefSeq lists its product as uncharacterized. The transcript has 7 exons. The record is from RefSeq and is a predicted model, not a curated record. NCBI's taxonomy places the organism in Eukaryota, Fungi, Ascomycota, Eurotiomycetes, Eurotiales, Aspergillaceae. Bases 1 to 693 code for a protein of 230 amino acids.
AUGACACUUGAUGAUAGUCAGUGCGACAAUGACGACCUUCAUGUCAAGCAACACAUGGCUAAAGCUGUCAUUGAGCUGCUGGUCACCAGUGGUAUCUCAGUGACUCGGGAGAAGAGCUGUGGUGGUAACCAAGUUGAUAGUGUCUCUCUAGAAGCUUUGCAGUCUGCUCACAUCACCAGUUGCUAUCGCCUCACUUAUGAGGUUGAACCCAUGCUUCCAGCUAUAUCGUCUCUCUGUCCAAGCCAACGAUACGAUGUGACUGAGCGGCCUGCUCAGGAAAGUUCUGCUCCUAGACGCAAGCCACGUACUACCCUAGCAGAUGGUUAUCAAACGGUGCCUCAACUUCCAGGUCACUUUCUUGUUCUGAUCCACCGUCUAGCAAACGGUGAGGCCCGGCUAAAACCCGGGGUUACCCCCACCGGAGCUCCGGGAGAUGCAAUCUUUGAUCAUAUGAGAGCCAUUGCUUCUAACUCUGAUGGGGUUCAUACACCUGAUCAGCGUAGCGCGCCGUCGCUUCGCAGUAUGAUGGGUAACCUUACCGGGCCUGUGUUCCCGCCUUCCCCGCUUCUUGUCAUCUCGACGCUUCCCCGGAACUUCACCUCCUCAUUCAAGGAAUGUGGCGAUGAAGCUGGUCAGCAGCAUGCCCGUCGUGGCGUUGGUAACACCGUGACGCAGGCAGCGAUGCGGCCAUAG